ACGAAAGAACAAAAUUUUCAGCAUGAACAUUUCCUGCAAACGUUCAGGUAUGCAACUCCCUGAACAGAAUUCGCAAUGUCGAUUGCAUGUUUUGUUUAUUUAUUUGCUUUGCUGUUUGAUGAUAAUAAAAAUACAGUAGUCGAGUCGAGGUUUUAUUCUGUUGGCAUACGUUUGAAAAUUAAAUUUGGAUGAUCGAUUGUGAAUCUUGUUAAUCCAAACACCGGCACCAUCACCAUGAGCGAUUACGAAGAAAACAUCGUUAUAAUAGAAGAACAACCACGAGCUGAAGCUGAAGCUGUAGCUGUUAAUGAUGAUGAAGACGCAGAAGAGGAAGAAGAAGUCGAUGACUACCACUACUCCGAUUACAAUGAUCGAAGAAGAUAUGGCUGGUGGCUCAACGAUUCUGGCCGUGGACGUGAGCAAUCCGAAUGCAAGAAGUGCAAAGUUGAAGAGCCCUAUGAGUUCGUCAUAAUAAGUCCGACGAUUCUAACCAGCGCACCCAGGUUGCUGGACAUCGCCAGUGUUACGGUUGCUGCUUCUUUAUGGAACCACGUAAAUAUACCUGCAGCCGUUUUCGGUGUUACUAGUACGUGUACGAAAAAAAGCGCGGAAUGGGCUGCUUUAAGUGCAAAAGUAAUCGCAUUAGUCGUCGAAUUGAAACUUCCGAAUUCGCUGGCCGAAGUAAUCGUGAAAUAUGUUGGUAAAAUGUCGAAUGCGAUAACCGCUUGGGUGUCUUAUCAUUAUCGAACUGUGUUUUUGAAAAAUGGGCUCGAUAAGUUGGUCUAUACUCACGUGUAUCACAUCGUUUGGAAUCAUAAUGGUACCAUUAAUUGUGCCGAAACAGCUAGAAGUAUGAUGACGUCGUUGAGAUUGAGCGAAGUUGAGAAGCUCAAGUUCUUAUGCGUGUAUUGCUUAAAGGACGACAUGGACGAGAUGUCUCCGUUGUUGUAUCUAAACAAUGUUCUCGAUUACGUGAGCUGCGAGGAAAAUCCGUUGAUUUACUAUUGGUAUCGUUAUUUCAGAAAUGAAUUGAACAAGGUACCUACGAUUAAAGUCGACGACGAUUCGGAACCAUCCAUCGACGUUUAUAUGUUUCGAAACGAUAAAGUUGAUAAUUGGUCAGCUAAACAGUAUUUUUUCCAACAACUGGAUCGCGUUGAACAAGUUCGAGAGGCUAUUUGGUUAAUCGACAAACAUGGCCUCGUUUAUCAAAAAGCAGUAAUGUUGGAGUUGGAUGAAAUACAACGAUUGCACGUUUACACGGAACGAGCUGUACAGAUAAUCGCUAAUUAUUCUCGUCUUCGUAUCAGUUCGAGAUUAAUUCUGAUGACGUGGCACGAAGCUAGCCAUUUAUUGAGUCCAGAUGAGUUUUUGACAAUAUUUCAGGACUUGUUAAAAGCAGACAUCGACGAUACUGUGAUGAAAGAAAUUUGGACUAGUGCUGCCGAUGAUUUUAAACACCAUGUGCUAUCUUUCAACGAUUACGAAAUGGUGCGAAAAGUAUUUUUGGAAUGGAAAGCGAGCAUUGACCCGGAUUUUGUUUUCGUUCUGUUACACGAUUGUAGCCCGACUGUCAGAAAAACCAUCUCUACGACAACCUUUUUCAAAAUGUACUGUGAAAAAUUAUUAACGGAGCAUGCGGUGCAUGGGCUUGAUCGAUUACUGGAAUUUUGUCUGACCGAUGCUGAGGAAUCAACGCAGUUCAAAUUCAACUUGGUGAAUAGUUCGGCACGUGUCAGAGAUAUCUGCUUGGAAUUCUAUUCUACCGGUGACGCGAAUGGUUUGAAUAAUUUUCUCAGACAGCUUUUGCCAUCUUAUCCCGAUCUCGUAGUCGAGUAUAAAAAAAAUGUACUGGAUUCGACACAUGGCAUAAAUCAAUGUAUCAGUGUAAUGGAUAAUGAAGUUGACGUCUUGAAUGCCAUUUUCGAAGACACUUUACCGAAUGCGAACUCAAUUGCCGAAUUCAGAAGAAGAGUGAUUCUCUCACCAUCGAGUGUUGCCAAAUUAACAGAUUUAAUUCUUAAAAACCGUUUGGAAGUCGUGCAAAUAUGUAUAGAUCGUUUUCUCACUUCGGAUGAGGAUAAAAACACGUUGAAGCAGACACUCAUCAGUUUGAACCUGAUCCAGAAAAUAAUAACCGAUCAGGAUGCAUCAUAUUUGCAAGCUGUAAUGAUUUCGGUCUUUGGAAAUGAAAAUGCCAUAACAGAGUUCAAACGUUCGUUAUCUUUGUCUUCGAUUAUCAUCAGUAUGCUGAAAAAAAUUAUUUUUUAUCGAUAUAGUAGUUCAUCCAUAACAGAAUGCAGGUUUAGAUGGGCUUUUAAGCCCAGCGAUUUUGAAAUUAUAGACCACCUUUUAAACUGGUACUUCAAUGAGUCGGAAAUCAGAAUAAAGGCGUAUAAAAGGAAGUUAAUUUCUUCUUAUAAUCAGAUAGAAAUGUUUAAGAUUACACUGAGAGGUAGUAGAGGCGAUUCGUACUUAAGAUCGACGUUGGCCUGGUUUUUUAAAGACGACGCCGAAGAAAAAGCUAAAUUCAGAAGUAGUGUAAGUGGCAAAAUUGCUUCUCUGUUGUAUUAGACUGUCUGAUGUGUUGUUUUAGGUCAAAUAGAUUUUGUAUAUUUUUGGUACCUAUUAUUGUUGUAUUUUUUUUUUCGUGGUGAAUUUGUUUAUCAAAACAGAUAUGAAUGUAUAGAUUAUGUUUUACCAUUCAAUUUAUUGUUAACUUGUUUGUGUUGGUCAAGAAUUGACUUAUUUUGAAUAUUACUAUCGUGUUGAUGAAUAAACUUGUUUUGAUUUUUAAUAAAAUUAUUA
Planococcus citri (citrus mealybug) is the source of this 2808-nucleotide messenger RNA. RefSeq lists its product as uncharacterized. NCBI's taxonomy places the organism in Eukaryota, Metazoa, Arthropoda, Insecta, Hemiptera, Pseudococcidae. The record is from RefSeq and is a predicted model, not a curated record. The transcript is spliced from 3 exons. Bases 235 to 2574 code for a protein of 779 amino acids.